Linderina pennispora is the source of this 2459-nucleotide messenger RNA. RefSeq names its product SWIRM-domain-containing protein. Bases 1 to 2367 code for a protein of 788 amino acids. NCBI's taxonomy places the organism in Eukaryota, Fungi, Kickxellomycota, Kickxellomycetes, Kickxellales, Kickxellaceae. Gene Ontology annotation, molecular function: protein binding. The record is from RefSeq and is a predicted model, not a curated record. Gene Ontology annotation, cellular component: SWI/SNF complex. The transcript is spliced from 4 exons.
AUGCCCGAGGGUGUCGAGGCGCAGGAUCUCGAGGAAGCAGCGCUUGCAGCUGGGAACCGCAAGCGCAACAACGAGUUUGAGCCUCUUGUGAACGGUGAGCUGGCAAAUGUACCUGCAGAGGCGAGCCCAACAAGGAAGCCGCUGUUAACGGCGAGGCAGGCUAAGGAGGGUGAAGCUGACAAGGAGAGCGAUAGCAUGGAUGUCGAUAAGAAGGAGACCGAGACAGCCGAAAAGCCCGCCGAAGACAGCGAGACACAGCAGCAAAAGCAGCACCAGCGUGAGGAGGAUGCUCGAAGGCUGCUUGUGGAGCAGACGCAGGAGAUCAUUGUGCCGAGCUACGCAGCCUGGUUCAACCUCUCGUCCGUCCACGAUAACGAAAAGCGCGCACUGCCCGAGUUCUUCAACUCACGCAACCCGUCAAAAACGCCGACAAUCUACCAGGAGUACCGCAACUUCAUGGUCAACAGCUACCGGCUGAACCCGUCAGAGUAUCUUACUGUCACUGCCUGCCGCCGCAACCUCGCCGGUGAUGUGUGCGCGAUCAUGCGUGUACACGCUUUUCUAGAGCAGUGGGGCCUGAUCAACUACCAGGCCGACGCUGACUCGCAGCCCUCUGCUAUUGGGCCGCCAUUCACCGGCCACUUCCGCGUCACCGCUGAUACGCCGCGCGGCCUGAUGCCAUUCCAGCCGAGUCUCUCUGCAGCGAAGCUUGCGGGCAGCAAGGCCAAUGGCGGAACGCCGGCGCCGGCUUCCAAGCCGCAGACGUCCUGGCGACGUUGCCACGACCAACGGGCUGGCGACGCGCAAGGCCAUCUACGACUCGCCGACGAUCGGCAACCCGCUCGCGAGACCAACGCAUCCGAGAGCACGCCAACCACCAAGGAUGUGUUCUGCUACACGUGCGGCGUCAACUGCACAGCAGCGUACUACCACUGCGUCAAGAGUCUGCGGCAGCGCGUGGACCUGUGCGGGCCCUGCUACCAGGACGGGCGGUUCCCAGGCACACUGUCGAGCGCCGACUUUGUCAAACUGACGGACUCGACCACAGGCAACCCUGGGUCGGGUGAAGACUGGAGCGACCAGGAGACGCUGCUAUUGCUGGAAGGCAUCGAGAUGUUCGAUGAUGACUGGAACCGGAUUGCAGAGCAUGUCGGUACGCGGUCGCGCGAAGAGUGCGUGCUGCAUUUCUUGAAGUUGCCGAUUGAGGACCCGUAUGACGUAGCGCCGACCAAGGACGCAAAGCUCGCACAGGCGGCAGUUGUGCCGUUUUCGCGUGCUGACAACCCAAUCAUGUCUGUGGUUGCGUUCUUGGCAUCGAAUGUCAACCCAGGUGUCGCUGCGGCAGCCGCGAAGGCGGCGCUGGCUGAGCUGACAAAGAGUGGUGUCACCGAAAAGUCUGCCGACGCGGAAGGCGCUGCCGAGGCUUCUGAGAAGCCUAAGGACGAUGGGGCUAUGGAUGUAGACAAGGAGGAGGAAAAGGCCCUGCCAAACGGCAUCAGCGCCACAGCGUCCGACGCCUCAAUGAAGAGCGACGAUGAGGCGGAAAAGACCACCGACGAUGCACCCAAGCAGCCGCGUCCAGCAGUCUCCCAGAUGGCGGUUGCUGCGGCUACAGCACUCGGCACGGCGGCGGCCAAGGCGGCCAAGCUGGCUGAAUAUGAAGAGCGGCAGCUGGAAACAAUGGUACACCGUGCGGUCGAACUACAGAUGAGCAAGCUCGAGCUCAAGAUGCGGCAGUUCGAGGAGAUGGAGGCAGCAGUGGAGCAGGAGCGCAAGGAUCUGGCCAGACAGCGCCAGCAGCUGAUCGAGGAGUGCUGGGCGCUGAAGAAGAAAAUGGCGCUGUUCGAGUCUGGUAAUGCAGGGAGAAUUGCGCAGGCGGCGCAGACACAGAUGUUUGCUGCCGAUGAUAAUGUCAAUCAGAUUGUCAGGCCGCCGGUUGCGCCGGCUCCUGUGCCAACCCCAGCUGUGGCACCAGCUCCGGCUGCGGCAACAGGUGCAGCUACAGCCGCAUCUACAGCUUCUGCUUCUGAGGCGUCAAGCACUCCAGCGCCAGCGCCAGCACCAGCACCAUCAACACCGGUUGCGGUGACUGAUGUGAUUCCUACCCUCCCAACAGCUCCGGCUGUCCCAGCAGCGCCUCAGUCGGUCCCAACUGCUCCGUCACCCCCGUCCGUCACGCCGACAGGUGUGAAGCCAGCGGUGGGUGCGCCGUCCGCCGUCCCUGCGCUGCCUACGGCUCUAUCUGCGGCCCCCUCUGCGGCUCCAGUGUCUGCUGCGCCAGCCCCUGAAACACAAGUCCCAGCGACGGCUCCCACAGACAUGCAGCCCAUGCCACCCACCGAUGCACCCGCGUCAUCCUCUGCUUAAUUUCUCCUCUUUCCUUUCCUAUACCACCCUUAACAAGCCUCGACAGAAUAUAAGCAACAUUUAAAAAAAAAUACUAACAGUUACGCGUAGAA